Molecule: messenger RNA, 1236 nt
Organism: Acanthoscelides obtectus
Lineage: Eukaryota; Metazoa; Arthropoda; Insecta; Coleoptera; Chrysomelidae
Source: the annotation of a GenBank genome assembly
CAGAGCGAGUAACGUGUCGGGCGAACGGUCGCCCUUCGAAGGUUCCUGUUGCGGUUCCGGGUACCAUACGGUCGACUCCACGCCGUUGGGAUCACCGGAAGAAGCCGAAGUGCCCAAGUAUCGAGUUGUGAUGCUUGGAGAUGCAGGUGUCGGGAAGACGGCGCUUGUAUCGCAAUUCAUGACUUCCGAAUACAUGAAUACCUACGAUGCCAGCUUAGAUGAUGAGUUUGGUGAAAGGACGGUAUCCGUGGAAAAUUCGUUAAGCACGUAUGAACCGCAUGCUUGUGUGGUUGUUUAUUCCGUAGUAGCUAGGCCUAGCUUCCAACAUGCCGAAGAGACGCUGAACUACCUCUGGAGGGAGGGAUACACGCAGGAAAAAAGCGUCAUCGUUAAGGGAAAGCCCUGGCAGUAGCCCGGGACUGCAAGUUCAUCGAAACUUCCAGCGGCAUUCAACAUAACGUAGACGAGCUCCUUGUCGGUAUACUGAAACAGAUCCGGCUGCGAGAAACCAAGCAGAAGAAGGUGAAUUUGAAAAAGGAAACCAACAAACUACAUGGCUCCAAGACCAGUCUCAGUCUCAACAUUGCCAGAGAAAUCUUACAGAAGAUUUGUAUGAACGACAUCAGUAAGAGUAAGUCGUGCGAGAACUUACAUGUUCUAUAAGCAUGUUUAUUGACGAAAAUAUAGGAUUAUGAUCCAAUGUUCGAUUGAAUAGUUAUAUUUUGUAAUAAGGGUAGGAACAGCGUGCAGGUGCAAAAAGAUUGAUUCUAUAAUAAGGAGUCUGUCAUGUCUCUUGAAAGCCAGUCCUACAAACUAUAUCCAUAUUUUAUUACCUUGUAUUUCCGAAUGUUGAUAGAGAUGAUAUGACAGUAACCAUAAGACUACUACUUGCAUAAAUAAUAAAAUGACGACCUCAAACAACGGUUUUUGAGAUCAAACAAAUCAAGAGAUGCUUAGUAAACAACAGCUUAAGAUGAAGGAAAGAUGGACGUCGGCGGGAUUCAAACCUGCGUCUCCUACGUUCCGUAGAACUGACCCAACCACUUAGAGGUAAAUUUAAUCCUACGCCACUGUUUCAUUGUUCUUUCAGGCUGCUUGAUGCUCCAUCUGGCGGCGUUCAAGUGAAACAAAUCGGAUUGGUAUCUCCAGUCGCUUUCUAUACUCUAGGCGCUGAAGAAAGAAACUAAACCCAAACAAAUACACGCAUAUUGCUCGUGAGUGAGUGUUUAGGCGCAG